UCUCAGUGCGUUCGUUCGCAAGAUGGCAGACGGGCCGUCCGCAGUUGCAGAGUCGUCGUCGUCGUCGUCGUGCGCGUCCGGAGCCGAGCUGCAAGGGGAGGCGGGUCGGGUGCCGCGCGAGAGGCACAAACUCCUCGCAGCUUCCUGUGUAACGGCGAUCGCCGUCGUUGGCAGCGCGAUGCAUCAGCAUCAGCAUCAGCAGCAGCAGCAGCAGCAGCAGCAGCAGGCUCAGAAGCGACACUCCUCGGCCGAGGACUCGACGAGGCGCGCCAGCCUCGAGAGACGCGCCAGAAACUCGGCCGCCGUGCACCAGGACGCCGCCGCCUGCGACGAGGCCCUCAUCCUGGCGGGCAGCAGCCUCAAGAUCGCGAGUGCCGUGGUGCUGGUCGAGCGCAGCGAGAUCGCGAUCAUCGAGAACCGCAAGAAGCUCAAGGCCUCCUCGAGCGGCGUUAUUAGUAGUAGUAGCAGUGCUAACGGUGGUGCAGGUGCAGGUGUUGUUGUGCCGGCGACUAGUCCCGCACCGGGCAGAAAGGAUGCCAAGAAGGAUAAGGAUAAGGUGGGUGCAUUCGCCGCUGCCCUCGCGCAGCUCGCCGACAGCCAGUCGCUCGCGGAUAAUGACGUGCGCGUGAGCCACCAGGUGCUCCAGGACGCUCAGCAGCAGCAGCAGCAGCAGCAGCAGAAGGCCCAGCAGCUACGGAAGACCAGAGCCGCGACCGCCGAGGCGAAGAAGAACAAGUCGUCGCACAAGUCCGCUGCAGCAGCCCAGCAGAGCGAGGAUGCAGCCGGGGGACCACCCUGCGCCAAGAAGCGCUGCGCCGAUCGAUACGACAGCUCCGAGAGCUCCGACAGUGGCGUCGCGGUCUCGUGCAGCGACUGCAGCAGCAACGGCAGCAGCGCGGGCAGCGGCAUCUCCGGCGCGAGCAGCAGCAGCAGCGGCGUGAGCUCGGGCAGCAGCACCAGCGGCAGCGACAUCACCGAGCCCGGCUCGCCCUGCAGCACGGCCAGCAGCGACGAGGGCGUCCCGCGCACCGACGAGUCCAGCUCCUCGUCCAGCUCCUCGUCCAGCUCCUCGUCCAGCUCCUCGACGGCCAGCAGUCCGGCUUGCAAGCUGGCGCCCACGCAGCAGCAGCCGGCGCCGCCGAGGCCCCAGUGGCCCUGGACGCCGCCGCUCGCGGCCACCGCCUGCUCCAACGGCUACAAGAGGUUCAAGGCCGAGCCCGAGCACGGCAGCCUGCCCCAGAAGGCGGCGCAGAAGGACCAGCCGCUGCUGCAGGACUCGCAGGGCAAGAUCACCGAGUACUUCAAGACGCAGAUCAAGCCCCAGAACAAGACGAAGAAGAGCCAGACGAGCGACCUGUCGGUCCUGGUGGCCAAGAGCCCGCCGGAGUUCAGGCGGCCGGCCACGGUCCAGCGCAACGGCAAGAACGGCCUGGCCAAGUACCAGUCGAGCCGGAGCAGCGGCACCGCGGCCGCCGACUGGGAGGUGCAGACCCUGUCGAAGGGCGCCAGCGGCCUGCAGCCGAGAAGCAAGCACCAGAACGCCUCCGCGGACAAAAAAUCGACGACGAAUACCAGCGCCGGUAGCAUCGCGAUGAAGAACAACGGACUGCCCGUACUGCCAAUCCCGAGCGACGUGCUCUCCACACUGCCAUCCUGCAAAAUCUCUAACCUGAGGCUCACCUCCGAGGCCAGCCCGACGAGCGAGUCGCCACCCCCGAGCCUGGCCUCCACGCCUACGAGCCUCGACGACGAACAGCCUAGUUUUAAGGACAGCGCGAAGCCCAUCCUCGUCAACGAGAACAACAACCUGACCAGCGGCAACGGCAAACCAUCCGAGCUGCUCUCGAGGCUCAUCCUGCCGCCCACGCCGACCGACUCCGUCAAGGAUGACGACGAGGAGGAGGAGUCCUCGAGGGACAGCGCCGAGCUCUCGAAACAGUCGACCCCGUGCUCCCUGUCGCCCAUACUCUCGGCGCCGACCACCAUCAGGUUUCCCGCCAAGGCGCCCGGCAAGGCGCGAGGACAGAACGCCGCCGACAGCGGAUUCUGCCGCUGGGACAAGUGCGGAUCCAACUGCGAGACCAGCAGCGCCCUCCUCGAGCACCUGCAGGCGGCGCACAUCAACACACAGACCGGCGGCGACAACUUCGUCUGCCACUGGCAGGGCUGCAAGGUCCAGGGCAGAACCUCGUGCUCCAGGCGAUGGUUGGAGCGACACGUCCUGUCCCACGGCGGCAACAAGCCCUUCCAAUGCAUCGUCGACGGUUGUGGAAGUAGAUUCAGCUCACAGACUGCUCUCGAAAGGCACGUAAAUGGCCACUUCAACCAGACCGAGACUAGCAGCACUGCAUCGAGAAAAAGCACAGACAGCGGCGGAAAGCUUGUCAGAAGGAAUGGAAAGAAGUUGCGAUAUAGACGACAGCCUUGGUCUGCACGAAUUUUCGACUACUUCGAUCCAGGUGUUAUGGAAAGCCUGCAGCAUAGGUUAAUAGAACUAGCGCAGACGAGAACGCAAGGUCGCCUGGCCGAGACCCCGGGAGACUCGAUGGCCCUAACUAGUCAAGUUUUAGCGAGAAGAGUAGAAAUGGACGGUAAAACAAAAGUGCUACUGCGGUGGCAUCCACAUGACAUCGAGCCGGACGAAUGGGUCUUGGAAUCUGAAAUGUGCAAGACGAAGCAUGUAGCCAUACGCACGGCUGCCACUAAACAGCCAGAUGAGAUUAAUCUUGCACUUUAUCCAGCCUUGAACGCUGGCAAGCCUCCGCUGCAUCGAGUCAAACAGCACAGAAAACCCGUGAGGAGCACGUGAUGACAGCGAGACAUCAUCACCCAAAUACACCUGUUCAUUCUUCAAUAGGGAUCCGCGAUAGAGAUGGUAGCGCCGUUGUUGUCUAGUCUGCGAUGAUCGAGCAAACGCAAGAACAAACUGACUGACUGAGUGACGUGAGCCAACACCUGUAAGAUCUAAACUCCGCUAAAAAAACUUCUUCAGAUAAACAAUAAGAGAUGAACGCAAGUGUUACGAAGCACGAAUAAUCUUUCAAAAGAACCUACGAAAAACAACCAAGCUACGAUAUUAUAAUCGAUGGUACUACUCAGAUGAACUGCCAAAACACGCUACUCUCUAAAGUAAGAGCGUGGGAUCUUUGACGUUUCAAAAGUUCGACGACGAUCCUGAGAGAGCCUCGAAAGUGCCUCAACAGCGUUUUAGCGAAUCUUUUAAACGAAUGAAGGGCGAAAGUGUUCAUGCCAAAAAACACAAAAAGACAGUAAGGAAAAUACAAUUACAAAUAAUCACUCUGGUUGCCUUAAGGAUUCAAUCGAUAACUGACAUCGGUCCCCCUGGAUUACACUAUUUUGGACACUCCUCGUGGUUAAACAAUAGAAAGGGCAAAUGAUACGAGGAUGUAGAGAAAUUUUUCCGUUGAAGAAGAAGACUAUGGGAAAUAUAUAUAUUCGACCACUGAGCAAUCGCAACGUUUCAUCUCGCGCCUCGGAUCGAUAGGUACCUAUACACUUCGUGAGAGGAUUCUGGGCUUGAAGCCCGUAAGCAUUUCGAAAUAUUGCUAGUCUUUGAUAGAUUCAUCAAACGAGAUUUAGUUUUUAUUUUUGCAAAUGAAAAUAUAACGAAUCUUGUUUUGGAGAAACUGUCAAGACUAGCAAGAUAGAUCUAAGCUAGAAAAUAUAGAUCGCUAAAGCCGUACGCUAUUUUUUUCCUACUUGGGGUUGACGUCUUGCGCAUAAGAAACAAUUUUCGCAGUCCACUUUGUAAAUUCCAUACACAACAAAUAAACACGUCAUCCUAGAAGUCACGUGACUCAUACAAAAUUAUUUGUAACAUUAAAGCAGAUUGAACCGAAAAAUGUUUUUUGUUGCCGUAGACUGAAAGCUCGAUAAGCGAAAGAAUUAAGAAUGACUCGCUCACUUGCUCGAAAAAAAAUUAAUAACUAAUUCUAAUUCGUAAAUACGUAGGGGUUUCGAUCGUCUGGGUUGUGCUUGAAAUGGAAGACUUCUGUACUUCCGUGGAAAAACGUCGUGUAUUUUUAACGUGUCGCGUUGCCCCUUCCCCAGUGUUUCACUGAUGAAGGGAUGAUCAAAUGUACAAAUUACUAUUAUCGAAUACCGUGAAUGCGCGCGAAUUAUUUUUUCAAAUGUUUGAUGCGCUCUUGAUAUGCAUUAGUUUUCCGAGUGCCACAUAUCGUCUUCAUCCUUUCUGCUAAGUGUGGCGCGUGAUAGAAAUACAAGUAUGCGAAUUUUCGCUGGAUCUUCUUUGUGAUGCACAAAAGUAAUAUAACUAGUACCAAUAAGACUUUUUUUCCAUUAUGUAAGAUUUAAGAAAUGUCAAAAAUGCUAUUGUCUGCGUUGCAUUAUGAGAAAUCUCUUAUAAAUGUUGGAUUUUCUAAGAGUAAGACCGCAGUUAAAAAUAUUACGUCUUGUCAAACGUAAUGGCAAAUUGAUUUUGAUGAUUGAAAAUUUGUAAUAAAAAACAGGGUAUUUCGUAUUGUAAAAGUAAUAUUUUUCAACUGUGUGCAUGAUACUCAUUAGAGAAGCAUUUUAAAAAACAGCCUGAUAUACUUGAAUACAAGACUUAAUAUGCUGAUGCGCAUAUAUUUCCAACUAACAAGGGUUAACAAUAAACUGUUACCAUUGACCCAACAAAUAAAAGUUGUGCCUAAGAACAAACAAUUCCGACUGACUGCUGUCAGUUCCUGGCAGAUUGAUCGCAUACUUGCAUUUUAACACACGAGACCAAAAGAGAAUCUAGUUGACGACAGAUUGAUUAUGCACUCUAUUCGUCGUUAAUUCAGAUUCUUUGACUUAAGAGCUGUUUCCCUCACACGGGUCAGAAAUGCGAAGGCUGUGUUGUAUAUUUUCCACGCUGGGGUGAUAUUAGAGCGGAAAGCGUAACGUUCAAAAAAGAGAAGAAAAAAAUCUGAAAUGUCGAGAAUCGAUAUAAUGUAUGGCUAGAAAAUAAAACCGUUAAGAUUAGAGUGAUAAAAAGAACAAUGUCGUGUUCACGAAAAUUCAAAUCGACAGGUUUUAAUUGUCAAAUUGUCGAUAUUGAUUUUUGUUCAAUAUCAUAAUGAUACGAUAAGGAACAUAGGGUACUUGUAAAAUCGAAAAAGAUUAAAAGACGAAUGAACGAAGAAGUGAAGAUGGAGAUUUGAUCGAGAAAAGGCGUUCGUGAUUAUUGUAAGGAUACUGCCAGUUGUAAAUGUACAUACAUAUAGAUACGGUAAAGUAAAAACAGAAAAUAAGUAAAAAAAAUAAAUAAAUAAAUGGAUGAAUAGAACGCGAUUUAACGAGUAGGUAAGAUGAAACAGAGUGUAAGAAACUCAAAAGACAUACACACCAGCUGAGGAAACACUGCCACUACAUGUAAUAAUUGUAUAAGGAUCAGAUAUAUAAGAUAAAGAACGUUAGUGAAAGCGUUCUUUUAGGGGCGACUUUUUAGCUAUUAAUGAUUAUUAAGUGUAGGAUAUAUUGCUGCAUACUAUUCGCUAAAAAAAAAACAAGCAAACAUACAAACUAUUAACUACCGAAGCGCUAAUUAUCCUCGAAUAACGUGCGAAAAAUUUCAAUUACCCAAGAAACGUGUAAUCUCUAGGAUCUCUGUAGACCCCCCGUAAAAUGUCGAUAUCAGGGGUAACCUUUUUUUGUACAUAGUUUAGGUGAAUUAUGCGAGACGAGAAUCACAAACAAACAGAAAGAUAGAUACGGUGUUUUCUUUAACAUGUAUGAUUAUUGUAUUUUCCGAGGCGCAGCGGAAGCGCUAAAAAAGCUGAAAAAUGACUCUUUAUAAUAGGUUUCUUUUUUGUUUCAUGUACAAUGUGGCGAGCCUUCUAUAAGAAACAUUGAGUGCAAAUAUGUUUUUUUUUAUGUGACGCGGUAUUGGACACUUUUACUGAAAUUUUGGAUGAUUGAAAGAGUUUUUGUUCAAUCAAAAAGCACGGUUGUCCAACGAUACAAACGUGCGAUUUCCUAUUGAAUAUUAUCAUUAUUUAAUAAUUAUUAUUAUUAAAGUAAGACAAAUAAAGGAGUAUUAUACUUGAUAUAACUAUAAUACUUGUUAAUAUAAUUUCGUGAGAAUAUAAAAAAAAAAAUUUAACCAAUCAAAAAAUUUAAUUUCAAUGUUGAAAAUGUCCAAAACCGAUUAAAACAUUCUUUUUGUAUUUAGAUUAUCGCGAGCGAGAAUCUUCUUUUAUACCUAGAGAUUUUUAUUGUAAUCGAAUAAAUAAAUAGUAAUCUUGAAUAUAUUUCAUUUGCGUUCAUCGCUGUUGAAACGCAUUGAAAUAUUCCCGAAUGCUUACGUGAGUUUUUGUAACGAUGUAAUUUUUUUCGCAUUCGCAGAUCGAUUUAGUUCUAAUUUUUUCGUAUAGCAAACAAUGUCCUGUAUUUAUAUGUGUAAGUGUAAAUAUUUUUGUUUACAUGCAGUAAACUUAGAAAUUAUAAUUUACCCUCGCGAUGAGAAGACAACGUUAAGUUUCUUCUGCUUUUAUACGUAUUAUAAGUGGACGUGGAAAAAGAUGUAUAUGCCAUUUCGGAGUGAAAUAGGAAAUCAAAAAUGAGCACAAAAAGAUUAAAAACGCGCCACUGCCAGUAAUGCACUGCCUACUUUUACGACAUUUGCACUAGCAUUUUCCAGAUGUGCAUCUGAUUUUAUGUCCUCGUAGUAGCUUUUAUCACAAUCAUUAGGUAGCUCUUUGAUUACAAAACCUUUUCACUUCCGUAUGGUCGUCCACUUUUCCUCGAAUUAUGUAAAGUAACAGUUUUCUUUUCUACAUUCGUUUUACGUUUAUAUUAUGUUAACGAUUAGCAAACAAAAAUGAAAGAAGUAGAUCGAUCGAUUGGUUUGAGUAGAUUUGCUUAUUUAUUUAAGCAUCUUUUUAUAGUUUAAAAUAAUUGAGAAAGAAUUGUGUUUUAGAUAAAAAUUUAUGAUUGGUGCCAUAACAUAUCUUUUGAUUUCAUAUGGCACGCGUGAUACUUUACUUUUGUUGCAAUGAUAAAAUGUUGAACUGUUCAGCUCAGAACAGUUAAUGAUGCAGAUCAAUUUUUUUUUUCGUUGCAAACGAAAACUAAAGGUGAUAUUUUUGCGCGUUGAAACUUCCGAUUAUACAUGAAUCAUUUAAGUCUUUCGUUUAAUGUAUUUAGGUGGCGUACCUGCAAAACAAACGUUCGCCUCUCUUUGACUCUGUUCUAUUUUCUCAUGAAGUUUCCUAAUCGAAAUAUAAGCAAAAUUUGAAUGGGACCAAUUUUUGGCAUGGGUAUAAAAAAAUUAUUAGAAGGCGAAUUUGAAAUGAUAAUGAGGCGAAAGUUCGGUUUUGUAAUGACGCUUGAUCUCGUGAAAUAAGACAUAAUAACAAUGAUGAAUAACGUAAUGUUAGUAUGUAAAAAUAUGACAAAAAUUUCAGAUGAUAGACCAGUUGAUCGAUCGAAUAGAAAAAAUUUUGAGGUUUAAGUUUUGGUUACAUGAUCAAAUAUUUUGAAAAUUACGCGCGUAGACUGAACAAUUUAUUCUAAAAUGAUCAAUGAAGGCUCUAGGUGUGUAUUAUUAUAAUUUUGCGCACAAGAGACACGCACUUUUACGUAUGUAUGUCGUCAAUUUUACUUGGUCUCUUCGUGUGCUCGUGCGAAACUGAGUUAAUGUUUACAUAAUUGUAUGCAAAAAUAAUUGAUUUAAUAUCGUCUUCUUUUGCGACCAAGCCCAUGCUGUUCCCACCUUUAGAAACUUGUAUAAUCUUUAAUAAUAAAAACGAAAGUCAACAAAUUAA
Molecule: messenger RNA, 7772 nt
Organism: Nasonia vitripennis (jewel wasp)
Lineage: Eukaryota; Metazoa; Arthropoda; Insecta; Hymenoptera; Pteromalidae
Gene: jing
Product: zinc finger protein jing
Exons: 9
Coding region: 23-2809 (928 amino acids)
Biological process (GO): regulation of transcription by RNA polymerase II
Cellular component (GO): ESC/E(Z) complex
Source: RefSeq, a predicted model, not a curated record